Molecule: messenger RNA, 1431 nt
Organism: Brienomyrus brachyistius
Lineage: Eukaryota; Metazoa; Chordata; Actinopteri; Osteoglossiformes; Mormyridae
Gene: sugct
Product: succinyl-CoA:glutarate-CoA transferase
Exons: 14
Coding region: 67-1377 (436 amino acids)
Molecular function (GO): catalytic activity
Source: RefSeq, a predicted model, not a curated record
CGGUGCAUUCACCUCUUGCGGCUGCGUUUAGCUGCAGCAGCUCCCAGGGGAGUUAAAAUCUAGGCAAUGGCAGCUGUGGCAAGGAGCACCGUGCGGCUCGGACCAGUGUAUACUGUGCGGAUCCCGUGGGCACGCAGCCUAUGCGCGUCCACGCAGCCAGGAAAGGGGGUUGUUAAACCACUGGAUGGCAUCAGAGUCUUAGAUCUAACUAGGGUUCUUGCUGGUCCCUUUGCUAGUAUGAUACUGGGAGACCUGGGUGCCGAGGUGAUAAAGGUGGAGAGGCCAGGUUCCGGGGACGACACAAGAUCAUGGGGUCCGCCAUUUGUAGGAAAGGAAAGCACUUAUUUCCUUAGUAUCAACCGCAACAAAAAGAGCAUCGCAGUAAAUUUGAAAGAUCCUAGGGGAACCAAGUUAAUACUGGAGCUUGCGGAAGUUUGCGACAUCCUCAUGGAAAACUAUCUCCCGGGCAAGCUUGGCCAGAUGGGGCUGGGAUACGAGGAUGUUCAGAAGGUGGCGCCCCGGCUGGUCUACUGCUCCAUCUCUGGAUAUGGACAGAGUGGGCCGAUGUCUCAGAGUCCUGGUUAUGACUCUAUUGCCUCUGCUGUGUCCGGCAUGAUGCACAUAACGGGCCCAGAGGAUGGAGAACCAGUGAGACCCGGAGUGGCCAUGACUGAUCUGGCCACGGGACUGUACACACACGGGGCUAUUAUGGCUGGGCUUUUACAGCAACAGAAGACUGGGAGAGGCCUCCACAUCGACUGUAACCUGCUGUCUUCACAGGUGGCGUGCCUCACUCACAUAGCUGCGAACUACCUGAACACAGGGAAGGAGGCAAAGCGUUGGGGUACCGCCCAUGAGAGCAUUGUUCCCUAUCAGGGCUUCAAGACCCAAGAUGGCUAUAUUGUUGUGGCUGCUGGAAAUAAUAAACAGUUCGCCCAAGUAUGCGAGGUGUUAAACCUCAGAUGCCUUUCAGGAGACCCAAAGUUUAAGACCAACAUGCUACGAGUAGAGAACAGGAAGGAGCUGCUAAUGAUCCUUGCAGAGAAAUUCUCAGAAAAGAGCACUGGCGAGUGGCUGGGAAAGUUUGCGGGGACCGGCGUGCCCUGCGGUCCUAUCAACAACAUCCAGCGUGUCUUCUCAGAUCCACAGGUUUCCCACAACAACCUCAUCUUGAAAAUGGACCAUCCCACAGCUGGAAAGAUUGCUGUUCCAGGUCCAGCUGUCCAGUAUAGCGACUUUAAAAGCAACAUGCCAACACCGCCUCCUCUCAUUGGCCAGCACACGGUGCGGGUUCUGAGAGACCUACUGGGUUACAGAGAUGACACUAUACAGCAGCUGCUGAAAGCGGGAACGGUGUCUCAGAACGAGGUGCAGUGAAGAGUAGGCCACUUAAUACCCCAGGAACUGGUACCAUCGUAUCCGAGAGAGCCA